UUUUAAACCGUGGAUCCGGACCAGUGUUUCCCACAGGCCGGUUAACCGACUCUAUCGACGGCGGAAGCAGAGCAUUUUAAACCUGUGCACUGAUUUGUGGUUCUAACCUUGUUUUCCCGUUAGAAGCUGCUGUCUCAUCCUUACAACCGGAAACCGCGCUGACGUUUGAUGCGGAAGUAAACACAACACAAACUAGGCUCAGGUCGCAGUUGUUCUGCUCCAAAAUGUCGGUUUCAAACCCGAAACAGACUUUUUUAAACCCGGUGAUCCCCUUCGCCGGGACCAUCCUGGGUGGUUUGCAGCCGGGGGAGAUGGUUCUCAUUCAGGGCUCAGUGCCGUCUAACGCAGACAGGUUCCAGGUGGAUUUCACGUGUGGCAGCAGCGUGAAGCCGAGGGCUGACGUGGCGUUUCACUUCAACCCGAGGUUUCAGAGGUCACCGUGCAUCGUCUGCAACACGCUGCAGGGGGAGCGCUGGGGCAGAGAGGAGAUCCUGUACGAGAUGCCCUUCACCCCCGGGGGCACGUUCGAACUCAUCGUCCUCGUCCUGAAGGACAAGUUCAAGGUGGCUGUGAACGGAGCUCACUUGUUGGAGUAUAAACACAGACUGGAGCUGGAGCGAGUCGACACGCUCUUCAUGUCAGGGAAGGUCAAAGUUGACGCUGUGGGCGUCCUCCCCCCGAGCUCGAUUUCAGUUUCUCCUGCAGCCAGUUUGACCAACCAGGACUCAGAGAUGAACCCCAUAAUUUCCUCUUCAGGGAACUUGAGCGUUCCCUUCACAGGUGAGCUGGGUAAAGGACUGAGCGUCGGACGAAGUGUCACCAUCAAAGCAGAAACCAGUCACAGCUCACACAGUUUCUGUGUGAACCUUCGAGUCUCGGGCGGCGACAUCGCUCUGCACCUGAACCCUCGUCUGAAGCAACGAGCCUUCGUCAGAAACUCCUUCCUGUCCAAGUGCUGGGGCCCCGAGGAGACCGCUCUGGACUCCUUCCCCUUCACGGCCGGACAGUACUUUGAGAUGAUCGUCCUCUGCGACUCUCAGCAUUUCAGAGUUGCCGUUAACGGGCUCCACCUGCUGGACUACAGACACCGAGUCAAGGACCUGAGCCGGAUCAACCAGGUGGAGGUUCUGGGAGACGUCACGCUACUGGACAUCAAGAUGCUCUGAAGCCCUCGUUUUAUAGUCUGUGUUUGUAGAAGUGCUGCAGCAGUAAUAACCUGACGUCCUUUAUGUUUUACAAGAUUCAAACUGUUAAAAUCAGAAAUUUUAUGAAUGAGGCUGAACCAAGUUUCCAUCCAGAAAAACAUCGAGCUGUUAACUGAUGACUGAGUCUGUCUGAGACCAGUAAAAGAACCUAAUCUGGAGUCAGAGUCAUGUCUGUUACUGGCAGCACGGGAAACACACACACACACACACUGUACCUUUAACAACACAUUAUUAUUGUUAUUGUUAUUAUUUCCUGAUUAAGAUCAGAUUAUAGUGAUUUACUUGCAUUUCUGAACAGAACAAUUAGAUUUAGUGGUUGAAUAUCAUGCUUGAUUUUAUUUUUGGUUAUUAUGUAUGAAAAAGGACUGUUUAGUUGUUUUUGUUAUUUGCUGAAUAAACAACAACAUUUUUAGUUUUAAA
Messenger RNA from Toxotes jaculatrix (banded archerfish), 1625 nucleotides. It is a transcript of the gene lgals8a, whose product is annotated as galectin 8a. Bases 225 to 1166 code for a protein of 313 amino acids. NCBI's taxonomy places the organism in Eukaryota, Metazoa, Chordata, Actinopteri, Toxotidae. The record is from RefSeq and is a predicted model, not a curated record. The transcript is spliced from 9 exons. Gene Ontology annotation, molecular function: carbohydrate binding.